Pseudo-nitzschia multistriata is the source of this 1150-nucleotide messenger RNA. The record is from the annotation of a GenBank genome assembly. Lineage: Eukaryota; Bacillariophyta; Bacillariophyceae; Bacillariales; Bacillariaceae.
ACCUUUUUGUAUAUUAUCGAAAAAGCUAGAGAGAAAAAACGCAUACUGAACCAUGAAUCGCCGUCUUCAAUCACAGUGGAAACGGGCUCCGUUGGCUUCUACCGUUGCGCUUCUGGCGCUUGUCUUGUCGGGUAGCUGGCUUGGUGCGGUAGACUGCUGGUCAUCCCACACAACAGAAACAACAACGCCGCCACCCGCUGGAUCGAACGCACCACUGUCUUCCCAUUUUAUUGCGCAGUCCCUGUCGCGCCGGUCCAUCCUGUCGACUGCUGCAUGSGGUGUGCUGUUGGGAGAAGCAGCACUCGCCGCGAACCCGAACCAAGCCCUUGCAGAGGACGGCGAACCAUCGGGUACAACAACCACAACCACAGCACCAUUUAUUUAUGAGCGGAAGCAGACUGUUUUAAACAAAAAGGAACUAAGCUACCAGAUUUCCAUCCCUUCCUCCAUGAAGGAGGGUUCGAAGCCGGUCAAGACCCACCUGGACGAAGUCAAUUUCGUAUCGGAUUCCGUAAAGAGAUACCAAUACGGCAUUACCGUAGAUCCUGUGAGGAUUUCAUCACUCAAAGAGGUACGUACCAUUUCGGCCGUUUCGAUGCCUCCUGCCCUGCGGUAGGCUUUGCCAUAAACCAUGUCACCUGUUGCCUGUUGAGUUCGUGAGAGAUGGUCUAUAUGUAGAAGAGAUGAGAACGAAAUCGAUGUGAUAUUGGAUCUAAUUUCUUUGAUUUUCGAAUUUUUGUUGGUAUAAACAUUUCUGUGUAUGUCCUCGAACGUGCUUCGACGUGUUUGUUUGUAUGCGUUAAUGGUUUCCCUUCGCCGGAUGUAGUUUGGCACACCGGAAGAAGUAGCGGCGCGCGUUGUAACGGCCGAGGUCAACCGGGACGGGAUUUUCGAGGUCACCCUGCUGGAAGACCCCUUCCAGACGACUUCGGAUGGCACCGAUGCCUACAUCCUAAAGUAUCUGUCGGUCGGAAAGCGGGGGCGAAAAGUUUACACGAACAAGAUCGUCGUGUCCCCAAACCAGUUGCUUUACGUGCUCACGGCGCAGUGCAAGGAAGACGACUUUCCCGAGCAAGAGAAGGAGAUCAAGAGCACUGUAGACUCCUUUCAAACGUUUUGAUUUGUACGAUAAUCAAUAGAUCACUUCAGC